Molecule: messenger RNA, 3246 nt
Organism: Trypanosoma grayi
Lineage: Eukaryota; Euglenozoa; Kinetoplastea; Trypanosomatida; Trypanosomatidae
Product: putative calpain-like cysteine peptidase
Exons: 1
Coding region: 1-3246 (1081 amino acids)
Biological process (GO): proteolysis
Molecular function (GO): calcium-dependent cysteine-type endopeptidase activity
Source: RefSeq, a predicted model, not a curated record
AUGAGUGCGGAGAUAUUGAUGUCCAUCCAAAAUGGACUCCUGCUUGAGCGGCAGGGGAAGCUUCGUGAGGCGGAGGAGUGCUUCACGCAGGGCAUUAAUCAACUUCGUCGAGUCGUGGAGAGACCCUCGCUGGGAAACUCACAGAAGAUGGUACUGACGGAGUACAUGGAGGAUGCUGCGCGCCACAUCCUGCGCAUCCGCGCGGCACUUAGAUACCAGCAGCGGCCGCUGCAGCAGCAACAGCAACAGCCAUCGUCGCCGCUGCCUCUGCCAGAGGAUGAAGACUAUCUUGGCUUCUUGGAGGAUUUGCCGGACGAGCUAAAGCGCGAAAAGGGUUCUCCGUCGACCAAACUACCCAAGGAUCCUUCACCAACGUCAACACCUGCAGCGGCAACAACAACACCAUCGUCAACACCUACAGUACCGCAAGCACGGCAGCAGCAACCGCCGCCGCCGCAUCAGCCAAUUGACCCCCUGGCGAAGCAUUUCGCCCCCCGCGCAUCUGAAAUUGUCAUGAAGGCUAUUGACGUGGCCACAACGCUGGCGAGGCAGCGGGAAUACAAGCGAGCUGUGGAUGUGCUGCAGCACGCGUACGAUGUGGGGAUACGGGAGCGCAACAAACCUGGAAACUUCCAGCGGGUUGAAGAACAUCUGCGCCUUUUACGGCGCGAGUAUUAUAAUCACUUCAAGCCGCGCUUCGUACAGGACAACUCGGUGCUGCCGGAGGAGAUGGAAAUCCUAAGGAAGUCCGGCAUCACCGCAACGAUCCUGCUCCCUAUUUGGGACGAUUUGAACGAGGGCUACGGUCGUGAGAAUGUCUUCAUGCCCUGUGAGGGCCACUGGGAGGACUCCUUCACGCCGCGCCUUGAUACAGUGCAGCAGCGUGCGGGGGCGAAGUACCUGCGUAUCAGCGAGGUUAAACCUAACACUGCGCUCAGCAUCAUUCACACUGCUGAUCCGCUGAACGUGAAACAGACAGUUGUGAGUGACUGCUCGAUGGUGUGCAGCCUCAUCAUCUGUGCCUCGUACCAGCAGCGGUUCCCAAAGGGGAAAAUCAUCAAUAACGUCAUCUUCCCCCAGGACAACAACGGGGAUCCCAUUGUCAACCCUAAGGGGAAAUAUUGUGUGAAGAUGCUCAUAAACGGCAUUACACGCCUUAUCACUGUCGACGACCGCUUUCCCGCGAACCCGCGCACUGGGGAGCUGCUCUGCACAUACAGCCGAGACAACACCGAGCUGUGGGCUUCGAUCAUGGAGAAAGCAUUUGUGAAGGUCUGCGGCGGAAGUUACGAUUUCCCCGGGAGCACCAGCAGCAGUGACCUCUACAAACUCUCUGGGUGGCUCCCCGACGGUAUCUCACUCAAUUCGGAGGGAUUCGACCCCAAGCUGCAGUGGAUGCGGCUGUACAAGCGACACGUGGACGGCUCCGUUCUCAUAACGGCCAACACGGGAUCGUUAGCAAAGGAAGUAGAGGAGAGUCUGACGCUUCCUGCCAUGCACGCGUACGCAGUGCUGUCCAUGCAGGAGAUCAAUGGUAUACAUCUGCUACAGCUAAAGAACCCUUGGGCGCGGCGUACCUGGAGUGGGGCGUACUCCUUCAGAGAUAGCAGUGCGGGAGCGAAGGCGGUGCUGUCGCAGGUGCAGCACAACAGCGCGCUGGAGGAGCAGGGCAUCUUCUGGAUCACGUGGGAAGACCUCUGCUCGUACUUUUCGCACUGCAGUCUCAGCUGGAAUCCGUACAUGCUUUUCAAGACGCCAGACGGCAUGUCGCGGCGCCCACUGCGGCUCUCCUGCCACGCCCGCUUCCCUUACACGACAAGUACAGGCCAGACGCCGCAGUUUCAUAUUGGCGUGAUUAAUGCCCCAUCAGCCUCACGCAUGCAUCUUGUUUUCUCGCGUCACAUCACCGACGUGGAGAAGUUUGGAGAGCAGUUCGAAAAAAACAAUCCAAAGGUGCCGUACGUGGCCAUUAAGGUCUACGACGUGACACGAUUCCCAUCCAUUGCGCAGCACAUGGGUGCUCGCUGCACCUUCGGAAUGUGCUACUGCCGCCGACUGGCCCACGGGACGGAGUUGGACGCGCGCCUUGAGCCGCUAAACGAAGUUGUCUACCGAAACAUGGCGGCCCAUACGCAGAGCUUCAAUUGCCCCGCCGGCACGAGUGAUCUGCUCGUCGUUGUCGGUCGCCUGGAAUCUGCUGUGAAGGGGGAGUUUAGCUUUUCGCUAACACUGCACACAGAGUGGCCGCAGAUGAAGCUCAACGCGGCAGAGCCGUCAGCCAGCGGUGUCUACAUGCAUGCCAUCCCCCGCAGUAACCUCAAGCAAUGCACCGUUAAACAGGGGCGUUGGGUAAAAGGGAUGACUUGCGGGGGCAGGAGCAGCACGCAGACGUUUGUGUUCAACCCACAGUACAGUCUGUCGUUAUCAAAACCAUCGAUGCUCUCUGCACGUCUCUGCCUCCCCGAGUGCGAGCUUUCAGCGCAGUUGCAUGUCGUGCGGAAGGAGCAGAACGCGUCCCACGAGAAGGUGAGUUGGGCGGCGCGUGUCGGCUCCAUCAACGUGGAGUGCAGCUUCCUGCUGCAGGCGCCGCUGUACGCUCACGGCGGUGUCGUUAUCGACACGAGUGUGCGGCGUUGCCUCGCCUUCGACACGAAGCGGCUGCUCGGCGAGCAGCAGAAGGACGCGCCACCAUCGGAGCCGCUGCCGCUUCUGCCAGCCGGCGACUACACAAUUGUGCCAGCGCAGUGGGAAAACGGCGUGCCGGCGGAGUUUGAGCUUGUUGUGGAGACGACGGAGCCGCACGAGUUGCGUGAGAUCCCCGCGGAGGGUGACGGCUUCACCAAGACAACGCUGUACGGACAGAUGACGGGUGGCACUGUCACCGCUCCUGCCGCUGCUGCGUCUAUGCCAAAUGCCAGCGAGUACUUUUCUAGCAAUAGCAAGGCGUCCUUUAUCGCCUCCUCACCGGGUGUGGUGACGGUGCGUCUGCUGCUGCUGCUCGGCGCGGAAGGCGAAGCGGAGAGUGGCGUUGCCGCUAACGUGAGUCUCUUCCGCGCGGAGAGUGCAGUCGCAAUGGCACUCGUCGCCACGUCGGGACCAUAUGACCCCUGUAGUGCCGCACUCCCGCCGGUGAAGGUGGAGGCGAAUGUUACGUACGUUCUAGUUGUGUCCUCCUCUAAGCCUUCUUCCGCAAAGUACGUGCUGCGAUUCUAUUCCAGUUGCCCAUUGAAGGUCCAGCCGCUCUAA